UCAAACUUCAAAAUCCUACUCCUUUUCUUGAAAGGCUUUCCCUUUCUCGCGCUUUCUUGGCCCUUGUGUUGUCGGUUGAUUUUCCUAGAGAAGAAAAAUGAGGUGGGAGGGAGUCCUGUCGCCGCAAGCCCAGGAAACAGAGCAGGGCAGAGAAGAGGCGGGUGGCUCCAGAAAGAGGUGGGGCCACACUUGCAACGCCAUCCGAGGAGGGAGGUUCCUCUACGUUUUCGGUGGCUUUGGGAUAGACAACUGCCGGGCCAGCCAGGUUCUAGUCUUUAACACUGUGGAGCAAACAUGGAGCCAACCCACGAUAAAAGGCACGCCACCUGCUCCAAGGGAUGGCCAUAGCUGUACUAAUGUUGGUGACAAUUUGUUUGUGUUUGGUGGGACGGAUGGGAUGAACCCUCUUGGGGAUUUUCAUAUACUAGACACUUCUUCUCAUACAUGGAUAUCACCAAUUACAAGGGGAGAGGCACCGAAGGCAAGGCAAGGUCAUAGUGCAGCACUUGUCGGUAAAAGGUUGUUCAUAUUUGGUGGGUAUGGAAAAUCUCCUGGUAAUGAUGAUGAAGUGUAUUAUAACGAUCUCUUCUUAUUGAACACAGAGACAUUUAAAUGGAAAAAGGCUAUGACAACUGGUAUCCCACCUUCACCACGUCUUACCCACAGCUGCUCAACUUGGAACAACAAAAUGAUUGUGAUUGGGGGUCAAGAUGGACGUGAUUACUAUUUGUCCGAUGUCCAUACUCUUGAUGCAGAUACCCUGAUGUGGAAGGAACUGAAUACCACCGGCGACAUGCUACCCCCACGUGGUGGACGUUUGACUGUUACUUUUGGGAAGAUUCUGUUUGUUUAUGGGGGAUACACAGAGGACCAAAAGCUAUAUGAUGACCUGUAUAUGCUUGAUGUCGAAUCUGCGAUAUGGUCCAAGGUGACUAUUGCAGGUGAUGGACCUUCUCCCAGAUUUUCCAUGGCUGGGGCCUGUCUGGAUCCAGUAAGGAGUGGGGUUCUUGCCUUUGUGGGUGGUUGCAAUAAAAGUCUGGAGGCUCUUGACGAUAUUUGUUACUUGCACACAGGACUCACAAGGGAAUACGAGCGAAGGCUAGAGAAGCUAACAUUGAGGAAGAAACUGAAGCUGAAGUGCCAUGAACGAAAUUUGACUCUAGGACAUGAUCAAGCUUUGGUGCAAGUUGGUGUAUCCACAAGCUCAUAUCAACCUGUGCCGCUAUCGAUCUACAGUCAGCCAGGUGCUCAUGGCUAUAUAUCCAAGCAAUCACAACCAAUCCAAGGUAAAACUAUAUUCCAAGCAAGAGUGAUGGAAAAUUUUGGUGAUCAAUACACCAUUGAGACUGUCGUAGAUGGGAAACCUCUACAUGGAAUUAUAUUUUCCAGUAAGCCUAGCACUCUUCCUAUACCAUCUUCAAGCUCUAGCAGCAGGAAAAGAACUUACGGAGAUUCAGGUACUGUUAUGCCACAUGGAGAUUAUAGUAGGGGUUCAAAGGCUUCUAGAAGCAUCCAGCUAGACUCAGUUGAUGAGGGGCAAGCUGAUGAAGUGCAUGGACAAGAAGCCUCAGAGCCCCAUGCAGAAUCUGCUGGUCCACUUCUUGUGUCAAACGUAACACAACCUUCUGAUGGCUGUGAUCUGGACAAGGUACCUGCAAACCAAGACUCAUCACUGCAGGCUUCUAUUGAUUCCAAAAGAUAAUCGGAUGGAUAAAGCUCCAAAUCUGAAUGUGGGAUUUCCUAAAGAGAGUGUAUCUCCAUCGACCAAGGACUCUGACAUGAUCUUACAAAAUGAACUUGAGCAUAAGCAUUAUCAGUGUUGCUGAUAAUGAUAUGUUGCUCUUAUCCAACUUCAUAUUUUUACUGUUGAUCAGAGCAUGUUUUGAUUGCACACCUAUGCUUGUGAAAUAAUAGUCUCUUGCAAUAAUUGAUUCACAGGUCAUAGAAAUGUUUUUCAGCAAAAAUCUCUGUACGAGUCGAUACGUACUAUCUGAACAUUGGCCAUGACAUUGUGAAUAAUAGAUCUUACAUAUAUUGUAUUGUCUACAUCACUUA
Messenger RNA from Syzygium oleosum, 2055 nucleotides. Its product is annotated as tip elongation aberrant protein 1-like. Bases 98 to 1702 code for a protein of 534 amino acids. Lineage: Eukaryota; Viridiplantae; Streptophyta; Magnoliopsida; Myrtales; Myrtaceae. The transcript is spliced from 10 exons. The record is from RefSeq and is a predicted model, not a curated record. Gene Ontology annotation, molecular function: protein binding.